Molecule: messenger RNA, 1423 nt
Organism: Asterias rubens (European starfish)
Lineage: Eukaryota; Metazoa; Echinodermata; Asteroidea; Forcipulatida; Asteriidae
Product: tetraspanin-4-like
Exons: 7
Coding region: 185-922 (245 amino acids)
Cellular component (GO): membrane
Source: RefSeq, a predicted model, not a curated record
UUGGAUCAGCUUGUGGCAAACUUGAAGGAUUUUUACUCAAAAGAUGAGGGGAAUUUAAGUGUGCGCCGCUACAGAGAAACACAAGAGCGCGCAAUAAACAUUUUGGAGAUAGAUAAACGAAAAGAAACCCGCUCUAUCGAGACAGUUACACACAACACAGUAAACAAAUUACAGUUCUUCCAAGAUGGCGUUGCAAGGAUGCGCCCAAUGUGUCAAAUAUCUACUAUUCGCCUUCAAUCUGCUGUUUUUUCUCUCCGGGGGGACGGUGCUAGGAGCCGGUGCUUACCUGCUCAACCGUGAGGGUCCCUUCGCUACCCUCUUACCCAGCUUCCCGUUCCUCAAUGCGGCAACCGUUACUAUGAUCGUUGGUGGCAUCAUUAUGCUGGUAUCCUUCCUGGGAUGUUGUGGUGCAGUCAGAGAGAACCCAUGUAUGGUGCUGACGUAUUUCAUCUUAAUGGCUGGUAUCCUGAUCAUAGAAAUGAUCGCCGGAGGGCUGGGCGUGGCUAAUAGGAGCCAGGUAGGGGCGUAUGUUGAGCAGGAUCUCUCCCAGAAUGGACUGUCGCUGUACGGCGCAACCGGACAGCAAGGAUUAACAUCAGCGUGGGACAGAAUGCAAAACUUUUUACUGUGUUGUGGAGUCACAAAUGGCACCGACUGGAACGAGUUCCAUCCGCGCGUGUACGGACCAGGCCAGACGCCAGACUCAUGCUGUAUUACACACGUCGCAGGAUGCGGUAUGGACACACUUGCUGCUAAGUGGGAACGGGGUUGCAAGAACGCCCUAGUUGAGGAGCUGAAAGUUCACAUUGGAGCAGUUGGUGGUAUAGGAAUUGGUGUUGGUGUAUUUCAGAUCAUCGGCAUUGUAUUCUCGUUUAUCUUGUGGCGCUCAAUCCAGAACGAACACGGUGGAGCUUACGUAUAACUUUCUUAAACAGCGCCCUCUACUGCAAGGUAAGGCGAGGGUGAUUAUUUUCAACAGCGCCCUCUGUCGAUGUUAAAAGGGAGCAGUGUACAUUGAGUUGCUACUGGUUGCCAUAGAAACGUGAACGCAACAGAUGAAGCUACACAUCCUAGUGGACACAUUUUGAGGAAUAAUAGGUCAAACCUUGUUUGAAUAGAUUAAUAAAGUUGAAAUUCGUUCCCAAAGUUGGCAAGUAAGGAUGUUUAUAGUAACAUCUAACUUUAAAUUGGAGAUGCAACUUUCUUUGACAAGUGACAAGUCACCAUCUUUUAAUUAGCAAAAACUUUAUUGUUCUCGACUAAACUGUCAAUGAGAAAAAUAUAUAACAAAUCAUAUUAUUUUAAUUAUAAGUAAUUGAAAAUAAGAUUAAAACUAAAUGUAUAAAUACAAAUUAAUGUCUUAUAGAUGUUCAGAGGCAGAUGCAAAAUUGCAUCGAGAAGUUGUGAUAAUUUUUUAUGAGAU